Messenger RNA from Physella acuta, 1388 nucleotides. RefSeq names its product 5-demethoxyubiquinone hydroxylase, mitochondrial. NCBI's taxonomy places the organism in Eukaryota, Metazoa, Mollusca, Gastropoda, Physidae. Gene Ontology annotation, biological process: ubiquinone biosynthetic process; regulation of gene expression; determination of adult lifespan. The record is from RefSeq and is a predicted model, not a curated record. Gene Ontology annotation, cellular component: mitochondrial inner membrane; nucleus. Gene Ontology annotation, molecular function: 3-demethoxyubiquinol 3-hydroxylase activity.
UUGACUUUUACGUUUGUUUUAAAAUGUCUGCGCCCAUAGAAAUUUAAUGUUUGCUGUGUCAAAAAAAUCAACUUAUGAACUAGAUCUACAGUUGGGGAUAGAUCUAUAAAGAGUCGCUUAUUAAGAGACAAGCCUUGUGUCUGAGAAAAACAAGACGUACGACAUGUUGCCAGUUGUGAGAAGGUUUUCUACAGCUCCUUUACGCGGCUUGAGCUCUUCAUUAAAAGAUGCAAAUACCAAAGCUCUAAUAGAUAAGAUUGUCAGAGUGGACCAUGCAGGAGAGUUUGGAGCUGACAGAAUAUAUGCAGGGCAACUUGCUGUCUUGGGAAAAUCUGAAGUCGGUCCUCUCAUAAAUGAAAUGUGGGAAGAAGAAAAAGUACACAGAAAAACAUUUGAAAAGUUGAUGGCAGAUAACAGAGUCCGCCCUUCAGCUCUGCUACCCUUCUGGAACAUCGCAGGCUUUGCUCUAGGUGCAGGCACAGCUCUGUUGGGGAAAGAAGCUGCAAUGGCCUGUACAGUAGCUGUAGAGGAUGUCAUAGGAGACCAUUACAACAGCCAGAUCAGACAACUUGUUGAGGACAACCCAGAGAAACACAAGGAACUAUUAGAGAUUGUUAAAAAGUUUCGAGAUGAAGAACUUCACCACCAUGACGUUGGACUGGAAAAUGAUGCAGAAAAGGCCCCAUUUUACAAAGCAUUGACUGAAGCUAUCAAGAUUGGCUGCAAGGGUGCAAUUUGGAUAUCAGAAAAAAUAUAAUUCCGUACAGGCUUACAGAGAGGCAUGCAAGCCCACGGACUUACCAGUUGUGUAAAUACAUAUUAAAAUAUGGUUUCUUUUUAAUUUGUCAAUAAUAAAUAAAAUGAAUGAUAGAAACAAUUUCAAAAUGUGUACAACUUUAUUAUUUGUAACAAGAAAUUGAUAAACACCAUUUAAUGAAGACACCCACAGUCUUAAGUUGAACCUCUGGUUAGUGUUACAAAGUUUCCAGUUUACAUUUGUUUUAUUUGCCAUGUGCACUCAAAUCUUUCCAUCACUAACCAGACUAGCUAACAAAAUCAAUUUUCAUCCAGUCCCAAUCUAUAAGUAAUUAAUUAAAUCUACAAGCCAUAGUUUUCAUAAAUUAAAAAAAAAACCUUUCAUAUCCUAUUCACAAAAGUCACUCUUAAAUAUCACAUGUUCAUCAUUCACAAACUUCAACAUUUUCCUUAGUCGUAAUUACAUUGUAAUUAUCCAGCUUGGGGGACACAAUCACUGCCUUUCUUAAUACUUUGUGUGUAUUAUAAAGUAAUGAGUUCACUAACAUCAAAGCAAGAUUAAACACUUACGCUAAAAUGAAGUAUGGUAAACAAAUAUUGUGAAUAUUUUUUGACAUGCAAUAAAUUAAAAA